AUGCGCAUCCGAACGCAGUUGCUGGUGGAUAAGUACAACAGUGACCGCGCUGAGCUGAACUUGGCCAGGCAGAAUACAACAUUGACCGAGACCAAAAGUAUCUUCAUAUUUGAUGAGGACAGUGUCACUGCAUUCCUAGCAUGGCAGUAUCUUCCAGUGGCAAUCGCUACCGUCGUCGCUAUCUGCUGGGAACCUCUGGAUGUGGCCGUCCGACGACUCGAGCCUUUCUACCAACUAUGCAGUAAUGAUGGCGGAAUCGCCUCCAACGCAAUGUGUCUCGACUAUGUGGCAAAGUUCACUCCGACCGUCCCUUACAGCGCAGUGUGCAAUCGCCACUACGCGGUAGCCAUCUCUGCGACGCUCUACAUCAUAACGGCAUCGGUUAUUCCAGUAUUCACCGGUGGUCUAUGGACUAUCGAUUGGGGUAGCCUUUCGCCUUCGUCUCAGCGGCCUAAGGGUCCAAACAUCGCUACAAUAUCAGUCCACGCAGGAUUCACAAUCACAGCUCAGGCUGACAGCACCAUCCGUACAACAUUCCAGCUUACCGCCAACAGGUCUCCAGGGCACCCGCUGUAUCUCACCAACGCGGACCGCACAUUUGCCGGUGAUCGUGGUGAUGGUGGCGGAUGGUGGCUAUCCAAGCGUGCGAUAUGGAGUGCGGAGGUAUUCAUCUGGCUGGGCCAGGCAGCCAUUGCCGCUGCCAUCUAUAAAGUCGCCAGGGCCCUGGGUUCGGACAGUAUGGCGGAGAGCAUCAAGCCCACAAUUGCUAAGAUGGUUUUUACACUCUGCACGUCUUUCGGUGGCAUGAUGUGGCAGAGCAUUCAACGCGACGUCCAGGUAUUUGAACCUUGGCGACAGCUCACACGGAAUGGUAGAGGCUCCAUAUUCGAAGCGCUUGUUCAAUCGGAUAUUGUGAGUUUAGGUCUGGUUGGUGGAAUGGCCGUUAGCCUAAGAAGAGGGUGGCUGGUAAGUCUGUGGGCAUCAUUCUCUGUGGUCAUGGUACACGUUGCUGUGGUGUUUGUGCCGCCAUUACUGGAGCUGGCCUAUGCUGCGGGUAUUUUGAACGAUUCCCCGUACGAGCAGCGUGUAUUUGGGGUCCUGCAGGGAGCAUCCGGACUGGCUCUUGCGGUCACCGGCGUCGCGAUACACUUAGUUAUAUUUGGAAAUAUGCUCUUCCUGUUGCUGAGCGGUAGAAGCCGGCCGCUGAUGCCACGAAGACCCACAACCAUUGCCAGCUAG
Messenger RNA from Penicillium canescens, 1239 nucleotides. RefSeq names its product DUF3433 domain-containing protein. The coding region runs from base 1 to 1239 and encodes 412 amino acids. The transcript is spliced from 3 exons. The record is from RefSeq and is a predicted model, not a curated record. NCBI's taxonomy places the organism in Eukaryota, Fungi, Ascomycota, Eurotiomycetes, Eurotiales, Aspergillaceae.